AGCAGCCACAGCAAACCUGCUCCCACACACCGAGGACCGGACAACCUGAGACAAAGAGACAUGUCUUCUCCCGGCGCCGCCUCCUCAUCCAUUCCUGCGGGACCCCUGAAGCCUAAAAGGAAGACCAAGAAGAAACACUUUGUGCAGCAGAAGGUGAAGGUCUUCAGAGCCAGUGACCCGGUGCUGAGCGUCUUGAUGUGGGGAGUCAAUCACUCGAUUAAUGACUUGAACCAAGUGCCUGUACCUGUCAUGCUUCUCCCAGACGACUUCAAAGCCAGCACGAAGAUCAAAGUGAUCAACCACUGCUUCAACAAGGAGAAUCUUCCGGGCCAGUUUAAAUUCAAAGAGUAUUGCCCACAGGUGUUCAGAAACCUGCGAGAACGCUUUGGCAUUGAGGAUCAAGAUUACCAGGUUUCUCUGACUCGCAGUUCUCCGCUCAGAGAAGAGGAGGGAAAGUACCUAGGACUGCUGCUGACAUCAUACGACCGGACAUUGGUGGUAAAAGAAAUUUCCAGUGAGGAGGUUGAAGAAAUGCACAGGAUCCUGUCCGGGUAUCAUCAGCAUAUUGUCACCUGCCAUGGCAGCACGCUGCUCCCUCAGUUCCUGGCCAUGUACAGAGUGACGGUGGAGAGCGAGGACACCUACCUGUUAGUAAUGAGGAACAUGUUUAGCCACAGACUGCCCGUACACAGGAAGUACGACCUGAAGGGCUCAGUGCUGGCUCGGGAGGCAAGUUUUAAAGAGAAGGUCAAAGAGCUACCCACAUACAAGGAUGCAGACUUCUUGAAUUACAUGCAGAAGAUCUAUGUUAGCGACGAGGAGAAAGAGAAGUUGAUGGACAAGCUCAGCAGAGAUACUGAGUUUCUAGUGCAAAUGAAGAUCAUGGACUACAGUCUGCUGCUGGGCAUCCAUGAUGCCGAGAGGGAAGAGGAGGAAGAAAUGGAGUCAUCCUGUGAGGAGGACGAUGAGGAUGAAAAUGACUUAGCAGCUCCUCCCUGCUCUACCUCACCUGAAGGUAUUGCCGGCUACAUGUACUCCUUCAAACCCAUGGGCCCUGGAGAGUUUGACCCUUACGUGGACAUGUACGCCGUUCAGAGCGCUGUGGGUGCUCCCAGGAGGGAGGUGUACUUCAUCGGUCUGAUUGAUGUGCUGACGCAGUAUGAUGCCAAGAAGAAAGCCGCUCACGCUGCCAAGGCUGUCAAACACGGGGCAGGAGGUGAAAUCUCAACCGUUCAUCCUGAGCAGUAUGCGAAACGUUUCAAGGAGUUCAUCUCUAAGAUCUUUGCCUAACUCAAGGAUUGGUUGUCUUUUAAUCCAGAGCUUAGCUGCACCAAACCCACAAGGAGCGCUAAAGAUGUACCGCUAAAUAAUCUGUUGUUAUUUCUUUAACCCUUUGAAAUCAUCUCAUAUUACAAUCAUACAGUCAGUAAUUCUAAACAAUUGUGGAUCUGGCCUUAUUUAUGGGGUUUGUCUUGCUGGGAGGUAAACCUGUGACCUGUUCUUAAGUCUUUUGCAACCUUGAUUAGGUUUUCUUCUAUUAUUGUGCCAUAUUUUACUCUCUUUAAAGUCAGGGUAAGGUUUAAUGUUUUGAGGAAGACUACCUACAAAGAUUAAGGUGAGGAAUAAAGAUUAGGCCCAUAAAAUAAGCUAAGCUAAUAACCUAAGUUGGCAUUUUUUAAAACACAAUGCAGCUCUAAAGUGUAUCUAAGCAAAUGUCAAGGUUUUAGUUGAAGAAGAUGAUUGGUUUGAAAGUUGAAUCAAAGAGGCCCUCUGUGUAAAAGUGCAACAAUGAUCACUAAACAUUGGAGGAAGCCUGAGACAUCAUUUAUUGACCGCUUACAGCCAGGUUUAAAGCCAUUAACUUCUCCCUCCCUUUAGUGAGAGGAGAGGAAGCACCCUGGUCUCUGGCUGCAGGUAGGGACUUCAACCUGUUAGUCAUGUGACGUCUCCUAAUAACAUCAUGUGACUUGCUUUAUGUUUAAUGACAGAUAUUUCCGGUUUGCACUCAGCACAACUAACAAUGGUGUUUGGAUUAAAACAUUAAACAUUUUGUGCCUUUUUUUGCAUUGUUUUAAAAAUCUAACCAAUAUGGAUUAAAUCUUUAAAAGCUUUUAUUUAGAGGUAAACAAAUGUUUCCAGUUCAAACCUAUUCAUGUUUAUACUGGCCGUCAAUUUUGGGGUCCAGAAAAAAGUAGUAAAACUUAAAAAUAAUGAUAUUGGUAAGUGAGCAUACGGUUUUUGGAGCUACUUGAAUUUCCAAUUACACAAAAUAUUCUCCUUUAAACUUGUUCUUAUUUAUUUUUCUCCAGAUGAGCAUUAAAUUCAA
Messenger RNA from Cyprinodon variegatus (sheepshead minnow), 2326 nucleotides. RefSeq names its product phosphatidylinositol 5-phosphate 4-kinase type-2 gamma-like. Gene Ontology annotation, biological process: phosphatidylinositol metabolic process. Bases 61 to 1290 code for a protein of 409 amino acids. The transcript is spliced from 10 exons. Gene Ontology annotation, molecular function: phosphatidylinositol kinase activity. Lineage: Eukaryota; Metazoa; Chordata; Actinopteri; Cyprinodontiformes; Cyprinodontidae. The record is from RefSeq and is a predicted model, not a curated record.